This is a messenger RNA of Coffea arabica (coffee), 1993 nucleotides long. RefSeq names its product mitochondrial carrier protein MTM1. The record is from RefSeq and is a predicted model, not a curated record. Gene Ontology annotation, biological process: mitochondrial transmembrane transport. NCBI's taxonomy places the organism in Eukaryota, Viridiplantae, Streptophyta, Magnoliopsida, Gentianales, Rubiaceae. Gene Ontology annotation, cellular component: mitochondrion.
GCUCUGGAGAAAUGUAAAGUCGAUUUAUAGGCUAGAAAAAUACAGGUGGCCCAAACGCAGCCCUAAGUUGAGAUAGGUAUUUGCCCCGCUCUCGGUCUCUCUCUGGAUUCUGUAGAGGCUGUAGCAGUUUUCUCUCGCUCUCGUGGGCGGAAAAAGACUUGUCUCUCGCUGUAUCCUCUUCUCCAAGCAACUUGGAAGUUGGAAGUCCUUCCACUUCGCUUUAGUACGUAAGGUUGAUCAAUCUUUGACUUGAGGAUUAAAGAUUAUUUGGUUAGAGAUAUAGGAGGGAGAGGGGAAGGGAGAGAUAGGAGAUGGUAGACGAAUUGAAGCAGAGCCAGAAUCUAUGGUUGAAUACUGCAGCGCAGUCCUCAAGCAUAGUUGACAUCGAAGCAUUUCAGCCUCAGGAACAUCAACUGCAACAUUCCACGACUAUCUCUGAUGGCAAAUUGGACUUCUUUGAGAGAGCAUUCUCUGCUGCAGGAGCUGCUGUUUUCUCGGCUAUUCUUGUCAACCCUCUUGAUGUUGCCAAGACAAGAUUGCAAGCACAGGCGGCCGGGGUUCCAUACUCACAUCCACUAAGUAACCUUACAAGUCGCAUGGCAGUGUUUGGACCAAACAUGAUGUUUGCAGAUUUAAGAUGUUCUCCUUCAUGCACUCGUGCUGGUGUACAUGGUACGGUAUCAAUAUGCCCACCUGAUUGCUUCCACUAUAAAGGGACCUUGGAUGUGUUUUAUAAAAUAAUCCGACAGGAAGGAAUUGCCAGGCUAUGGAGAGGAACAAAUGCAGGAUUAGCGUUGGCUGUACCAACAGUUGGGAUCUAUCUUCCUUGCUAUGAUAUUUUCCGCAAUCAGUUAGAGGAAUUCACUUUGCAGAAUGCUCCAAGCCUUACAUUAUAUGCACCGUUAGUAGCAGGUUCAUUAGCACGGUCAUUGGCUUGCAUAAGUUGUUAUCCUAUCGAACUUGCUAAAACGCGGAUGCAGGCAUUCAAGGAUACCCACAUUACCAAGAAGCCUCCAGGAAUUUGGAAGACUUUAAUUGAGCUUACCUCCAACGUCAAGAGCACUCCUAAUAACCAGAGCUUACAAAGCUACCGUGUGUUGUGGACUGGCCUUGGUGCUCAGAUUGCACGUGAUGUUCCUUUUUCCGCAAUCUGCUGGUCAACACUUGAGCCGGUAAGGAGGAGGCUUCUUGGUUUGAUGCAAGAUGAUGCUAAUGUUGUGAGUGUCCUUGGGGCAAACUUUUCUGCUGGUUUUGUUGCCGGAAGCCUUGCUGCUGGUGCUACAUGUCCUCUUGAUGUUGCAAAAACACGAAGACAAAUUGAGAAGGAUCCUGUCAGGGCACUAAGGAUGACCACUAGACAAACACUGCUGGAGGUUUGGAGAGAUUGGGGAAUAAAAGGACUGUUUACUGGUGUGGGUCCUCGUGUUGCUCGUGCUGGCCCUUCAGUUGGAAUUGUGGUUUCAUUCUAUGAAGUCGUUAAGUAUGUUUUUCAUCGACAGUAUGCCACUGAAGUGUAACAUGCGGAGAACAAUCCUAUUUAUCAUUUGAAGGUUGGUUCUCCACUGUUGAAAGAGCGUAGUUGCUGACUUAUUUGAAGCUAACUCCCUAAGACGUUACAGGCAGUUUUGGUGAUAUGUUGGAUCGUCCAACCUGCGAAUGCCACAAAUAAUUUAUCUCCUCGGUUAUGUUUCUACCUUCUUGGGUGGUUUAGGAACUGAUAUGAUAUUUUGUAAAAAAAAAAAUUUUGGCCGGUUAGCAGGUUUCUCUUGGGAUAAACAUCUCAGUUAGUAGCAGGAAACAUAUUUUUCUGUCUUGCGUCUUCAAUGGGGAUCUGGGCUUGGGAAAUUUUUUUUUAUUUGUUCCAACUAAUUGAGCUGUGGAAGUUUACUAUGUAAUGGAGGGAUUAGUUGGAUUCCAUUAUGAGACGUGGGGAGUUCCCAAUUCCCCGCCUCGACCCUACUUGAAAUUGAACUAAAGCAUAAAAGCAUCUAUC